This is a messenger RNA of Stegostoma tigrinum, 4678 nucleotides long. It is a transcript of the gene fstl1b, whose product is annotated as follistatin-like 1b. The record is from RefSeq and is a predicted model, not a curated record. NCBI's taxonomy places the organism in Eukaryota, Metazoa, Chordata, Chondrichthyes, Orectolobiformes, Stegostomatidae. The transcript has 11 exons. Gene Ontology annotation, molecular function: protein binding. Gene Ontology annotation, biological process: regulation of BMP signaling pathway; multicellular organism development; cell differentiation. The coding region runs from base 310 to 1260 and encodes 316 amino acids.
CAAAUCGGCUCAAAUUCGCCACAUCUGAGAGUGAGGGAUAUGAUCUGCUGGAAGCUGUGAGGUUUCACCUUCCAGCUUGCGGACGGUUUUGGUAAAGCUUGUUGUAAAUCUGAUGUUUUAGUGUUUGUUCCAAGCCACGUCACAGGGUUGUGAGACAGCUUUAAAUCCCGGAGUCCUGAUCAAAUUUCCUUCCAAUCCUAUCCCUCCCCGGGUGCCUGGUGUGGAUCAAAUCCUUGUCGCUCUCUCUCUCUCUCUCAAAUACACGCACACACGCACACGCAGCUAUUUCAACUCGAUCAUCGUUGCAAGAUGGUAUUCAAAAGUAUUCCGUUUUUUGUCCUUCUAGCCAUCGCCGUGAUAAAUGCUGAAGAAGUGAGUAGCAAGUCCAAGAUUUGUGCCAAUGUGUUUUGCGGCGCUGGAAGGGAGUGUGCGGUGACAGAGAAGGGUGAACCCACAUGCCUGUGCAUUGCGGAAUGCAAGCAUCACAAGCGAGUGGUUUGUGGAAGCAACGGAAAGACUUAUCGUAACCACUGUGAGCUUCACCGUGAUGCGUGCCUCACUGGUAUGAAGAUUCAGGUCGCUCACGAUGGCCAUUGUGAAGAAAAGAAGAAUGAAAAAGCAGCAGCCAGUAGUCCAGUUGUCUGCUACCAGACAGACCGUGAUGAGCUUCGGCGCCGUGUCAUGGAAUGGCUGGAGACCGAAAUCGUUCCUGAUGGGUGGUUCUCGAAGGGCAUCAACUAUACAAAUAUUCUCAACAAAUACUUCACGAGUUAUGAUGAUGGUGACUCCUACCUAGAUUCUAAUGAGUUCCUGAAAUUUGUAGAACACAAUGAGACUGUUAUCAACAUUACCUCGUACACUGAACAGGAGGACACCAGACUUCUUCGCGGCCUCUGUGUUGAUGCACUGAUUGAACUGUCUGAUGAGAAUGCUGACUGGAAACUCAGCUUCAAUGAGUUUUUGAACUGCUUGAAUCCUGGUUUUGUGCCACCUGAGAAAAAAUGUGCUUUGGAAGAUGAGACUUAUGAGGAUGGAGCUGAGACUACAGUGGAGUGUAACCGAUGCGUCUGUGCUUGUGGCAACUGGGUGUGUACUGCCAUGACCUGUGACGAUAAAAAUAAGGGCAUUCCUGAGGAGCAGCUACAAACAACUGCCAAUGAUGAGAUGACUGAGGAGGAGUGGACAAAAUAUGUUCACGAGCUCAACAAGCAUCAGGAGACUGCUGAGAAGGCUGAGAAAGUGAACAUAAAGGAGACCUAAAAAUACAUGGUGUGGAGGGGAACAAAGUUGAUCUUUAUUUUCUAACCUGUUUCUCUCCAUUCAGCCAACCAGUAAACAUUCGGAACUUCAACAAUCACUACUAAAUAUAUAUACACAUUAUAAACAGUAUUUUUUUGGGCUUUGUGUUGGGGACAAAGGCAGUCCUUGGUUUUAUUCAAACAGACUUCUCAUAAUGUACUGUAUUGUUAAACAAGAGUUUAGUAAAAGAGUUAGCCGUGAAUGGUAAAUUGUUAGUUCGAUUGUAACAGUUGCGUAGUCCUGUGGAAGAUGGUGGAAAUCACAUCCUGCUCCUUUUUGGUUACCCAUGUUCCUCUGUAUUACACACAGAACCACGGGUGGAGCUUCAUUGGACUGCACCACCUAGACCAGAAUUCUAGAGAUUAAAGCUUCCCAGUAAGUCCUAAAAUUCUGGGUGCAACUUCGAAUAGAGUGAUGGCAUAAAAAUUACUGAAAAAUUGAAUUUUCAUUAACUUACAUAGAAUUGUGAUCUUUGAACUGGCAGAGUUCAGUGAGUCCAUAGAUGCUGUUUUGCUUCUUAAUGCUCAUUGAUAACCAAAGCUUUCAAUUUACCCAGAAUUCUGGUGCCAAAACAACUUUGAUAGAAAUUAUUUAAUACAAUUUAAAGUCAUUUCUUUUCUUGUAAAUAAAUGUCUAAAAUAUUAAUUAGUGAUUACAUUGUACUUAAUACUCAUUUAUAAAGUGAUUCAAAAAAGCUGUUUGGCUGAUGCUGUGUCACACUUUGGAUCUCUUCAGUUUAGAUACUCAAAUCUUAUUGAAUUUGAGACAACAAAAUGUGAGGCUGGAUGAACACAGCAGGCCCAGCAGCAUCCCAGGAGCACAAAUUCGUGCUCCUGGGAUGCUGCUGGGCCUCCUGUGUUCAUCCAGCCUCACAUUGUUGUCUUCGAUUCUCCAGCAUCUGCAGUUCCCAUUAUCACUCUUAUUGAUUUUGGGUACCUGAGUUACCAAAGCAUAGUGGGAAAGGAAUUCCAUCGACCUAACAAUUGCACCACUACAAUUAAAGGAAAACACCAUGAAUGCUGGAAAUCGGAAAUGGAAACAGAAGGUGCUGGAGAAACUCCACAGGUCUGGCAGUAUCGGUAAAGAGAGAAACAGAAUUAACGUUUCUAGUCCAAGAUGAUUUUUUUGGACCACUGGACUCACUUUUAAACUCUGUUUCUCACUCCACAGAUGCUGCUCAACCUGCUGAGUUUCUCCAGCAUUUUAUUUUAUUUCUUCAAUUCAGUCUUUCUUUGGGGAGUUUUUGUCUGUGCUUGGGACACGUUGAAAAGGAACUGUGGAAAAGCUUGCGAUUGGCAGGUUCUUCUAUCGCAGCAGGUUAUACAGACCAUCUCCAUUUAAUACCAGAGAAAAAUACUGUUUCCUUCUGCUAGCUCUGGCACAAGGUGGUGCCGAUUAGUCGCCCAUUAGAUGGGUGUCUCUUAAUCUCUUAAGGCUGCCUGAGCAAAGUUGGAUUGCAGUAACAUUUUGGCAUUAAGAAUUGGGAUUGCCCUACCAAUAAUGAUAUAAAAUAUAAUGUAUGAGGCCACUUUUUCACUCCUGUCCUCUUUUGGUUUCCCAACCACAUCUUUGAAAUAAGUUCUAUGCAGCCUGUUCAGACAUGUUCUUACAAACCACUGGAACAGGUGACACUUGAACUGGGCCUCCUGGCUCAGAGGUACAGACACUACCACUGUGCAACAAGAGCCCUUCAAUCACAUAAUUUAGGCCAUGCAGUUUAAUAUCCAGCAAUGUAACAUUGGAAGAUCACUACAAGGGUUGACAGGGAUAACACCCCUAUAGCCCCUGCUGAUAUUUUUUUUUCCCCAUACGCUGCUUGUCUGGUCUGUGAUAGAUUUUUCCCCAUGAUCUGUAGGUAAUGUAGAGGAUUAUGGAAAACUUAACUGUAGCUAGCCAUCUUCCGCAAAGGUUUACAAGCACUCUAUUGACAUUUCACAAUGGUGCUACAUUCUUUCUUUUCUUUAUUAUAUAUACUGUAUACACUUGAUGUAUUAUUUGCAGGGUUUUUUUUGUAACCUCCGGAGUGUUCAAAAGUUUAUUUAAACUCUUGUACAUUUCAAAGAGCAUCCACAAUGUUGAACAUUAUUAAAAAAGUGCCUAAGGACAGGUUGGAAAUUGGUGGUGUUAGUCUACAAAUCAGCAUGUUAGGUUGUCAAAUUGCCAUUGUUUCAAUAAAAAGGAGGAAACUGCCUUUUACCAGUAUGCUGUAGAAUGCCGAUAUCCGCUUGAAAUACUUGUGAAAAAAUCUGAAAAAGGUGAACUGUACACCGGGCAGAGUUGUUGUCUUAGAAAUGCUUCCUCUGCAUUUGCGAGUCUAUUCAACACUGUAGCAUGAUGCUGUAAAUUGAUUAUUACAAUAGUAUAUAAUCUCACGUAUUCACAACACCAUUUCUGGGAAACAGUAACAUUCUCAAUACCAUAUGAAUCAGCAUCAUUCCACAUCUAAACUGAGGAUCACUUCAACAACAACAAAAAAAAAUUCUUGCUGAGAUUCUGCUCUAACAUUGAGUUAUACAUUCCCAUCCAAAGAGUAAUUUGCAAUGAUUAUGUUAGUGGCUUGAUCUCCAAGUGGACCUUGUAUAGACUGAUAAUGGUGAGGGAAGCACAGUCAUUGCUAAAGGAAAGCUAACAGUGCAUCUUUGUAGCUCUUAGACUUUUCCAAUAUUUGCUCAACCUUGGUUUUUCAAGAUAAUACAAGAUGUAAGGAGAUCUGAAUCAAAUGGAGUUUCACAAACUUUUGAGGUGACCCCAAAGAUGCAAUUUGCUGUUUUCAAUAAUCAGAAGGAUGCUUAAAGUAUGAAUGUCAUAGUUUCAGGAAUGAGGUUACAAGCAACGAUUAAGAGAUGGGAACAAACACUUUGAAGUGUCUUUGGUCUAUUUUUCGAAAGGUAAGAUCAGCCAUUGUAUUCAUGUAUUAUCCUAUUAAAGCAAAUGAAAUGAUUUGCUUUUGAAAAAAAAAAGCACUAGUCAUUGUGUUAGUUUGCUUUUCACCUUACUUUCUCUGGAACUCGAUUGCAGGCUGUAGUUAAUGAAUCUGAUUGAAUAUUAUCAAGACAAACCCACCCCACACCCAUAGGAAACAAAGAUCAUCGCUGAAAAAUAAAUAUUUGAUCAGUUUUUGCAUCCUGACAUGUCAAAAUUUUAUGAAGUGUCAACUUGCAUAUGUUUGCACCAUAUAUUUCUUACUUUCAAUGUUGUUAAUUGUUGUGGGCUCAAAGGCUGUAAUUCUGUGACCUUGUUUUGAACUACUAUCUUAUUGAACCAUAAGAACCAUGUAUACUCUGACCAAACUAUCAUAAGAGGAUUUCAUGUAUUGUAGUUUCCUUUUGUACUUUUCUGGCAUUUUUGGGUUUAAUGUCAAUAAAUUUUCUUACAAAAA